GCCAGGGUGAAAGGUCGGCGCGCCGGUGGCACUCCCAACAUGGCGGCGGCCGGGGCGGCGGCGCACCGCUCCGGAGCCCGAGCGCCGCGCCCGCCCCCGUCUCGGGCCGCGCGGCUGCCGCGGCUGCUGGUGCUGCUGGCGGCGGCGACGGCGGGGCCGGGGGCGGGCGGCGCGGCGCGGUUGUACCGCGCGGGCGAGGACGCCGUGUGGGUGCUGGACAGCGGCAGCGUGCGCGGGGCCACGGCCAACAGCUCAGCCGCGUGGCUAGUGCAGUUCUACUCCUCGUGGUGCGGCCACUGCAUCGGCUACGCGCCCACCUGGCGGGCGCUGGCCGGGGACGUGCGAGACUGGGCUGCUGCCAUCCGAGUCGCCGCGCUGGACUGUGCGGAGGAGAAGAACCAGGAGGUGUGCCGCACCUAUGACAUCCACUUCUACCCCACCUUCCGGUAUUUUAAAGCAUUCACAAAGGCGUUUACAACUGGAGAGAAUUUUAAAGGACCUGACAGAGAGCUGCGAACAGUCAGACAGACAAUGAUCGACUUCCUGCAGAACCACACGGAAGGCAACCGGCCUCCAGCCUGCCCGCCCCUGGACCCUCUUCAGCCCAGUGACGUCCUCUCUCUCAUCGACGGUCGUGGUGGCCAUUACGUAGCUGUGGUGUUUGAGAGCAAUGGCUCCUACGUUGGACGAGAGGUGAUCUUAGACUUGAUUCCAUAUGAAAACAUCGUGGUGAGCAGAGCGCUGGAUGGGGAUGCAGCCUUUCUGGAGACCCUUGGCAUUCCCUCGGUCCCUUCCUGUUACUUGAUCCACCCAAACGGGUCUCGUGGAUUAGUCAGCGUCGCAAAGCCUCUCCGAUCGUUUUUCUCCUCUUAUUUGAAGUCAUUGCCGAAUGUGAGGAAAAAAUCACUUUUAUUGCCUGAAAAAACAAACAAAGAAGAGAAUUCAGAGGUGAUGGUUUGGAGAGAGUUUGACAGGGCGAAGCUGUACAUGGCGGACCUGGAGUCCGGGUUGCACUACCUGCUCAGGGUGGAGCUGGCCACCCACAGGUCACUGGCUGGGGCCCAGCUGAAGACACUCAGGGACUUCGUGACGGUCAUUGCCAAGCUGUUUCCCGGCCGACCACCCGUCAGGAAGCUGCUGGAGAUGCUUCAGGAGUGGCUGACCAGCCUUCCCCUGGACAGGAUCCCCUACAGUGCCGUCCUUGACCUGGUCAACAAUCAGAUGCGGAUUUCUGGAAUCUUCCUUACCAACCACGUGAAGUGGGUAGGAUGUCAAGGAAGUCGUCCAGAGCUGAGGGGCUACCCAUGUUCCCUCUGGAAGCUCUUCCACACUCUGACUGUGCAGGCCUCUACCCAUCCAGAAGCACUGAUGGGCACAGGUUUCGAGGACGACCCCCAGGCAGUGCUGCAGACUCUGAGGAGCUAUGUUCACACCUUCUUUGGGUGCAAAGAGUGCGGCGAGCAUUUCGAGGCGAUGGCUCAGGAAUCCAUGGACUCGGUGAAAACGUGGGACCAGGCUGUGCUCUGGCUCUGGAGCAGGCACAACGCAGUCAACAGCCGCUUGGCAGGCCACCUGAGUGAGGAUCCCAAGUUCCCAAAGGUCCCAUGGCCAACCCCAGACCUCUGCCCAGCCUGCCAUGAGGAAAUUAAGGGCCUGGACAGCUGGAACGAGGGCCAGGUGCUGGUGUUCCUGAAGCAGCACUACAGCAGCAGCAACAUUGUAGAUACAUACUCUGCAGACCUGGGAGAGUCCAGCCAGGGAAGAGCCCUGGGCAGGGGACAGGCGGAGGGUGGCGCACUGACUCCCCCAGAGAAGGUCCGUGGAGACCAAGAUGCUGAGAGUCUUCGUCCGCCUGGCAUGCUGGGCCCCAGAGCUGCCCUUCCUGAGAACCUGCUGAACAGGCUGGACCUGAGGCUCCAGAGUCCCCGUGGGCCCGGGGCCCUCCAGGAGGCCGAGGCAGCCGCACCCUUUCUUGGGGUCGGCUUCUCCAGCCUGGACAUGAGCCUCUGCGUGGUGCUGUACGUGGCCUCGUCUCUGUUCCUCAUGGUUAUGUACUUCUUCUUCAGAGUGAGGUCCAAGCGAUGGAAAGUCCGGCUUCACCACCCAGCUGUGUAGAGCGCUCCCUGGGCAGCGUUGGCAGUGUUGGCCAUAUUCUGUGCUGCCUGCAGCUUUAUUGUUUAUCAUCAGGGACUCAAGACUCGAGGGCCCUGGGCUCCCCUCAACAGGCCUGUGGAGCACUGGGUGGUCUUGUAGGAAUGCUGACUUCUGAACCUCGUCCAUGCCUCCCGCAGCCUCUGCCACAGGAAAGCUCAUGUGACCUCACUGAGGUCGGGGACAAGAGGAGCAGCCCCAGCUGUCCUGUGCCCCACAAUGAUUGCAGGCUGCAUCUCUGCAGGGCCUGACUUCUGUUUGCAGAAGCCUCCCCGAGGGGCCCAGCACUGCGGCCUUCUACACACGACGUGCCCUGCAGCCCUGAGUGGAUGUGGCACUCCAGCAGUGUGUGAUUCACUUUUUGGCCAUCUGAUAGUCCCGCUUAAGCAAAAGAAUGUUUCCCUGGGGUCUCAGGGCACUCGGGGUAGACCUGGAGACUCAAGGUGCGGGCCAGGAGGAGCUGUGGCUACACCGUAUCUCAGAAUAACUCAGGGGCCCUGGGUGAGCCUGGGCUUGGGAGGAGGGUAGGGGCAGUGCCUUUUUGUUGCUUGGCAUAUCUGAUGACGAGAUAUGAGUGAGGGCCAUACCAAUCUGGCUGUCCUAGGGGAGCUCUGGGCCCAGUGGAGGGGCUGAGGGCCAGGUCUACAGGAGGAGUGUGGAGGACUGGUCUGCUCUUGGGGGCAUGACCUUGGGUGAACUCUACAGGAGCCCGUAGUCAGGUGUGCUCCUUCCUCAACCCCACGUGAGGCACCGCAGAGGUCCCUGGCCAUGGGCCCUGUAGGCCAGACCUUCCUGAUCUGAAGCUGUGGACAAGGUUUCCAGGGGCACCUGUCUCCCGGGCCUCAGGAAUGAUUUUUUCCCAUUCAACAAUUUAAACACAUUGUAAACCCCCAAACACUUAGUGGUAAAUUAGCCUCUGAAGGGCUGGGGACAGAACUCAGCUGGUAGAGUGCUUGCCUUGCAAGCACAAAGCCCUGAGUUCGAUCCCCAGUACCACCAAAAAAAAAAAAAAAAAAUA
This is a messenger RNA of Sciurus carolinensis (gray squirrel), 3169 nucleotides long. It is a transcript of the gene Qsox2, whose product is annotated as quiescin sulfhydryl oxidase 2. Bases 40 to 2115 code for a protein of 691 amino acids. Gene Ontology annotation, cellular component: Golgi membrane. The record is from RefSeq and is a predicted model, not a curated record. Gene Ontology annotation, molecular function: protein disulfide isomerase activity; flavin-dependent sulfhydryl oxidase activity. Lineage: Eukaryota; Metazoa; Chordata; Mammalia; Rodentia; Sciuridae. The transcript has 12 exons. Gene Ontology annotation, biological process: protein folding.